Messenger RNA from Vigna unguiculata (cowpea), 1811 nucleotides. NCBI's taxonomy places the organism in Eukaryota, Viridiplantae, Streptophyta, Magnoliopsida, Fabales, Fabaceae. The record is from RefSeq and is a predicted model, not a curated record.
GUAGAAAGUUGAAAUAGAAAGUUGAAAUGAAGAGAGUUAAGUGAAGUCUCCUUCCAUCGGUUCAACUCAUACGGAACUUGCACCCAAUUCCUUUCCUUUGCAUUUCUUUUUGCUACUCUGAUCAUCAUUUGUUUUCUGUUGAGAUCAUGGCAUUAGCUGUGGUAGGUGGUGCGCUCCUUUCUGCUUUCUUUGACGUUCUUUUUGACAGGCUGGCAUCCCCUCAGGUUCUCAACUUCUUCCGAGGAAAGAAGCCUGACAAGUUGCUUCAAAAGAUGAAGAACCAGCUGAUAGUUGUUAGAGUUGUGCUUGCUGAUGCUGAGAAGACACAAAUCACAGACUCCACUGUCAAAGAGUGGCUCGAUCUUCUCAGAGAUCUUGUCUACGAGGUUGAUGACUUACUUGAUGAAGUUUCUACUAAAGCUGCUAUUCAAAAGAAGAAGGUAAGCAAUUCUUUUUCUCGCAUUUUCAAAAGGAAGAAGAUUGUUAGUAUUAGUAAGUUGGAAGACAUAGUUGAAAGAUUAGAUGACAUUUUAAAACAAAAGGAGAGUCUUGAUUUGAAAGAUAUUCCAGUGGAGAGCUACCAGUCAUGGAAAGCUCAGCCAACAUCUCUGGAAGAUGGAUACGGUAUGUACGGUAGAGAUAAAGAUAAAGAGGCCAUAAUGAACAUGGUGUUACAGGAUGUCACUGAUGAUAGUGAACAAGUGUCUGUGAUCCCUAUUGUAGGCAUGGGUGGGGUUGGAAAAACCACUUUGGCAAGAUCUGUGUUCAACGAUUGCAAAUUGAACCAGCAGAUAUUUAAUUCGAAGGCAUGGGUUUGUGUUUCUGAUAUAUUUGAUAUUGUGAAGGUCACAAGAACCAUGGUAGAGGAAAUUACCCGAAAGCCUUGUAAAUUGAGUGAUCUAAAUGUUCUUCAACUUGAAUUGAUGGACAAACUGAAAGGUAAAAGAUUUUUUAUUGUCUUGGAUGAUGUUUGGAUCGAGGAUUGUGACAAUUGGACAACUCUUACAAAACCAUUUGUAAGCGGGAUUAGGGGCAGUAAAGUUCUGAUUACAACCCGCAAUGAAAAUGUAGCGGCUGCAGUGCCUUUUCAUACUGUUGAAAUAUAUCAUCUAAACAAAUUGUCAAAUGAAGAUUGUUGGUUGGUGUUUGCAAACCAUGCAUUUCCUCUCCAAGAAGCCAGCGAGAGAAGAGGAACCCUAGAAAAGAUUGGAAAAGAGAUUGUUAAAAAGUGUAAUGGGUUGCCUUUAGCUGCACAGUCACUUGGAGGAAUGUUGAGAAGAAAACACGCUGUCAGGGAUUGGAAUAAUGUACUUGAAAGUGACAUUUGGGAACUUCCUGGAGGUCAGUGUAAAAUUAUUCCAGCACUCACAAUUAGUUAUAAUUAUCUCCCUCCACAUUUAAAACGGUGUUUUCUGUAUUGCUCACUGUACCCGAAAGAUUAUGGAUUUCAAGACAAUGAACUGAUCCAGUUGUGGAUGGCUGAAGAUCUUGUAAAAGCACCAAAGAAAGGAAAGACUUUAGAAGAAGUUGGUCACGAGUAUUUUUAUGAUUUGGUUUCAAGAUCUUUUUUUCAAUGUGCAAGUCGAUGGACUGGGGAUGGGGAUGAUUGUUUCGUAAUGCAUGACCUCAUGCAUGAUCUAGCAACAUUCAUUAGCGGGGAAUUCUAUCUCAGAGCAGAUGAACUCGGAAAAGAAACCAAAAUCGAUAGAAAGACUCGUCAUUUGUCAUUUGCAACAUUCAGUGAUCCGGUCUCCGAUAUUGAAGUUUUUGACACGGUAACAUUUCCUAGAAUCCUUGACCUCUCGAGCUAG